Molecule: messenger RNA, 1644 nt
Organism: Agrilus planipennis (emerald ash borer)
Lineage: Eukaryota; Metazoa; Arthropoda; Insecta; Coleoptera; Buprestidae
Gene: rau
Exons: 5
Coding region: 220-1161 (313 amino acids)
Biological process (GO): signal transduction; positive regulation of epidermal growth factor receptor signaling pathway; positive regulation of fibroblast growth factor receptor signaling pathway
Source: RefSeq, a predicted model, not a curated record
AGCUUAACGCAGUGUUUGCCGCUGUCAGUGCUAGUUGUCUUCGUGCCGCAUAAGGAGCUAGAGCUUUGUAACGCGUUUUCGUACCGUAGUGCGCCGUGUUUACUGUUCAGUCAUGCACGUUCGGCUUGUGCCCUUAUAACUUCGUCAAUUUUUUAUUACUGAACCGAACUUUGACUUUUCAUUUAGUGGUUUGGAUUAAUACAAUUAAAUCCUGUUAAGAUGAUGAAACACGUGCAGCUUUCUCCUUAUAGGAGUAGAGCUGAUACAGUGUCCUUAACGUCCACGACCAGCUAUGGAAGUCUGAGUCCAGAACCACUCGGAAGCAGGUCUUCCAGUUACUCGUCAUUAAAUGAGUCUGGGCCAACAACGACGAUAAAAGUUUACGCAAAAUGUUUACGUCCCGAUAUCGAGUACAAAACUUUAAGUAUAACUUACCAAACAACGUGUGGAGAAGUAGUUUCAACACUUUUGGGAAAGUACAAAAUGAAACACAGAGAUCCGAAAUUGUUUUAUUUAAGCAUGGAAGUAACUGUAAGAAAAGCUGGCAUCAGGACUCAUUUAGCUCUUGAUACUGAAGCAAAACCUGCAGUUCUCCAAAGUUGUCAUCCACGUGGAGAUUCAAAAUUUUCUCUGCAAACUAAAAGAGGAGGCCUUGUAAAAGUUUACGACUCCGUGUUAAAUACCAAUUCACAAUACAAAAGCCUUCUAAUCAGUGCCCAAACCACAGUGGACGAGGUCAUUUCUCUUUUACUGACAUGUUACAAUAGCAAAGAGAGGGUCGAACAGUUUUCUCUUUAUGAAGUAUGUCCAGAAAAAGAACAACAACGGAAGCUUCAUCCGGAUGACCGACCCUUGCAAGUACAACAGAUGUGGUUACCAUCCACUCAAUGCCAUUUUCUAGUAAGACGCAAUCCCGAAUAUAAUAUGCCUCUUUCAAGACGUAAGAUGCUCUGGAUUCACGAUCUUCCACCAAUACCUCAGUCACGAACUUCACAACAACUGCAUUACAGGUCUCAAAUUUCAAAAUCACAGUCAUCGUUAUUACCAACGAAAAAGAAUAUUUCCGAAGAAAAAGAUGUUAAUAAACGCAGAGAACAGCCUUCUGCGAAGCUAACUAAUAGUCCUUCGUAUGCAGAUUAUGAAAAUUAUUUUUAUAUUUAGAACUUAACGAAUCAUCAAGAAUUAAAAGACUAAAAGGAGUAUUGCACUUAUUUAUCAUUUUGUAAUAUAGAACUGCAUUUAUUCAAAAUUUAAAACCAAAGACAUAUUAUUACAUACUGUAUUACCACUUUUCAUUAAAAAAAUGUGUACUAUUUGUUCGUAUGUAAAUGUGUGCGUGCUAGUGGAUGGAUGUAAUUUUGACUUUUCUGUGUUGAAUAUUUCAUAUCUUAUUAGAUUGUAAACUCGUGUCAUAAUUAUAAGGCAGUUGACAAGUAAUUUUUCAUUUCGUUGCUGUUUUUUGUGUAAUUCAAUUAAUACCAUUUAUAUCGCGUCGUAAAUGAGUUAAUUCGGUUAAUAUUUACUUAUGUAUGUGCAAUCAUUUGGCAAAUAGAUUUUUAGUUUGACAUCGUAAGCCAAAGAUUAUUAUUGUUUUCCAUUUUGUAUAUAUAUACUGUGUGUAUUUGUAAUAAAGACUAAAGCUUC